Sycon ciliatum is the source of this 2581-nucleotide messenger RNA. RefSeq names its product ankyrin repeat and SAM domain-containing protein 4B-like. Gene Ontology annotation, cellular component: nucleus. NCBI's taxonomy places the organism in Eukaryota, Metazoa, Porifera, Calcarea, Leucosolenida, Sycettidae. Gene Ontology annotation, molecular function: protein binding. Bases 369 to 2111 code for a protein of 580 amino acids. The transcript has 2 exons. The record is from RefSeq and is a predicted model, not a curated record.
GUGGUUGUGGGUGGAUGAGUUUUGCCUGGUCGGUCAUACUGGGUGUGUCAACUGUCAAACCGAUGCUUUCUCACUCUGUCAACAUGCCACAGCUGAUGAGCGUGAAGCGUGCACGCAACGUUAUGUCGUUCCGUAUUCCAAGCAAGGCUAGGCUGCGUGGCCACCCGACAACGGUUUGAUGCUCCAUCAUCCAAGCAGCACGGUGGUAUUCUGUGCCAGGAAAAAAAAGAUUCAACCGACUCGGAGUGGGGUCAAACCGACGAAGACGAACCCGACGAAGCAGGACGCUCGGCUGGGUGCAUGGUUUCAUGUAGUGCUGAGGAUAAACUUCCUGUGCACAUGUGCGAAGCAGACUUCGCGACUUCGCGAUGUCGCUCUUUCACGAUGCCGCGCAGGACGGUGAUCUGAAGCUGCUGCGCAAGGCAUCCAAGCGAGAUGUAGCACGACUGGAUCAGGAUGGCAUGUCACCCAUGCACUGGGUUGGCUGGAGUGGCAACGUGGACGCCGCCAAGAUCCUUCUUCAGAAAGGAGCGAAUGUGGAGACAGCCGACAACAACGGGAACUGUGUACUGCACGUGGCUGCACAGUAUGGGAACGUUAAACUGCUGAGAUACCUGGUCGAGGAGGCUGGCGCGAGCGUGUGGGCGCUCAACGACGAUGGCAAGACAGCCUGCGAGGUGGCAGCCGAAACCGAGCAGAGCACUGCCUUCCGCUACCUGGACGCGCUGCAGCUGCGGCUCAGGGUCGACGAUCCGGACAAGGCCGACAAGUCACGGCAGCGCGCCCGCAAGGCGUGGGCAAAACGAGCAGAUCGUCGGGACAAGACGGCUGGGCGGGAGCAGGGCGCCGAGAAGGUCGUGGCAAAAUUACGCAAGCGCCAGAGCAGUGAAAGCAUUUUGCCGAUCAACCCGACAAAAACUGGUGUACCACCAUCAGCGGCAGCACCGCCACCAACGUCCAGAACAAGACAAAUGAGUCAAAUUCUGCCCAGGCAGACUGAGCCAGAGGUAUCUCUUGUGGCUUCGGGUCGUGAGCGGGCAUUCUCCGAUCCCACGCAGGAUUUGCACACCCUCGACAGAAGGGAUCACCCGGACAUUACGGAGAAUGAUGAUUCCGAAGCGGAUGGCGUUUUCCAGCCUGACCCGCGGCCUAAAGCAUCCCACGGCACACAUAAGGCGUCAUCCAAGCCAAUGCUCUCGACGAAAUCCGAAUCUCUUGAGGGAAAGCCCUCAAGCCGGCGUAGCAAUCAACUUCCGAGUACCAGCUUCGAGAACGCGUCGGCAGCGCAGGCCAUGGCUCGAUACCAGGGUUCGAAUUUGCGCUCGCGCUUCUCCCUGCGCCCGUUGAUGUCAUCCGGUGCGAUGACAAGCUCCACUAGUGGCGUUGGUACGGAUCUCUCCGGCAUGUCCAGCCUGGACAACUCGAUGGGAUCGGCCAGCGGAUCGCGUACGGCAAUGGCAAUAGCCAGAAUCAAGGGUCUAGGCGGCCUGAACGCAUUGACGCACAGCGCCACACCCGCUGACAAGGCACGCAAAGCUUCCGCUCCGGUCAUAACAGCCUCUGCUGAACUCGAGCCCGUCACCGUGAGCAGCUCGUUCCAACGCUACCGAGUGCACAGCGAUUCAACUGCCAUGGGACCCUCAACCAGUGCUGCGACCCUCAAGCAGAAGCCACAGGUGAGCAGGAAAAACUCUGCUGCGUCCACUGCUGGUGCGAUGCGACGGACAUCCUCUUCGGCGUCGGCCAACUCCGCCAAAUCGUCGCGAAGCCUUCCGGCACAGCUUGCGUCACGGCAGCAGUCACGGCGGCCGAGUGUGCCAUCGCCGACGGGGAAGGGCGCGAAACCGGAGGAGAGUAUCGGUGAAGAUCUAGAGGAGACCAGCCUGACACCUAUGGCUACGUUCCUGCACAUGAUCGACCUUGAUGAUCACCUGUCGCUGCUCGAGGAGGAGCAAAUGGACCUAGACUCACUUAUGCUCUGCAGUGACAUGGAUCUCAAGGAUCUGGACAUGGCGCUAGGUCCACGGCGCAAGAUUCUCGCCGCCGUCCAGAAACGAAAGGCGACGCUGAGCAGCGCCGAGCGUCGUACGCUGCAGGACAGUGAAGUUUAAAAGACACGGGGGUGACCAUACAAGCGGGUGCUCUGCACAUGUUUGGAUAGUACAGAGACGGCGUAACUGCCUGGCUACCCGGCACACUCUUAUGCAUCACUUCAGGCUUGCUUGCAAUUUCAUACGAGGGUAAGCAGCCACAGCCUUCGGCCUGUUCAUCAUCAGUCAAUGGUGGAAAUGGAACAAAUUCCUUUGACUUGCAAUUCCAGCCAGUAGUAAGUGACUGUGAUAUAGGUGCCAUCCUUGAUACUUGACACUUGAACACCAUCUUGAGUUUUGCAUAGUUCUUGACAGAGGCUCUCAUUUAGAGUUAUAACAACGUUAUGACAACUCAAGUUCUCUACAUAUCCGCCAAGUAUUGAACGUUGACCUAGUGGAGUAAUGGCGAGUUUUCGAAAGUGCGUAUUCUUUAAACGCCCACUAUCAGUGUUUGACACGUUAGCCGCUAAGGUCUGGCGACGCCGCAGACA